Messenger RNA from Schistocerca gregaria, 3465 nucleotides. RefSeq names its product ankyrin repeat domain-containing protein 29-like. The record is from RefSeq and is a predicted model, not a curated record. Gene Ontology annotation, molecular function: protein binding. The transcript is spliced from 7 exons. Lineage: Eukaryota; Metazoa; Arthropoda; Insecta; Orthoptera; Acrididae. Bases 996 to 2258 code for a protein of 420 amino acids.
AGAUGUAUCCCAGAUGUAGAGACGGAAAGGUGUAUUGAUAGAAUAUGUGCGGUAGAAUACUGAGAAUGGUGAUUAAGAGGAAACGAAGGAGUAAUUGGUAUUAAGUUUAGGCGAAAAUGUUGAUUAAAGCAAGAGGAGAGAGUGAGUUUGACGUGUUAUCAUCGCACGACCUCAAACAAAGAAGCUUGCUUUAAGAUGGUGGCCUCCUGUUUCUAGACUUUUGUUUUUCCUUUCUAAUCGGUCAGCUAUCGCUCAGCGUAAGUCUUUAACCCUACGUUACCAUCUAACUGUGCGUUGGACAUUCACAAAGACACAUUCACACGAGCGUGCACGGCUCGUUUAUUUCGAUAUUGUCAUACUUUUAUAAUCGAUUUAUAGAACACGAAAAGUAACGCCUCAGUUAAAAAUCACGUCCUAGCUGGGCAAGUGACUCGAACGCAGAACCGCCAGUCAACGACGCAGCAACGCUUCCUCAAGACCACUAGAACGUCCCCUCACCGGAGCGGACUUCGCGCCACGCCUUGUCUUGUCUUGACAGAUCAGCGGCCUAUCGGACACUGAUAGCGUCAUCUGUCGCCACAAACCAGCGUGGCCUGUUUUCUUCUGUCCAACAGUUCGCCUUGAGGCGCGGUCGAUAAGAUACGUCCCGGACGGAAUCUGAAGGCGGCCUCGCCUCGCCGUUUCGUGUACAGCCCUGCGAUAGCUGUCAGCGAAAAGACACGUGCUCUGCCACGCAGGUUGGGCGAUGCGGUCGUGCAUCCAGAAGCAAGGGUCCCUGGAGGACGAGAAGCAGCGGCAGUUGGACGCGUUCCUGGUGUCCGUGGUGCGGCACGGCGAGGAGUCGGCGGUGCGCCGCUGCCUGCAGCUGGGGGCCGACCCGAACGCCCGCGGCGCUCCGCCUCUGCACAGGCCGGUUCUCGCCGUGGCAGCCGCCCAGGGACACACGAAGCUGGUGACAGUGCUGCUGCGCGCCGGCGCCGACCCGAUGGCCGCUGAUGCCAAUGCAGUCACUAAAUUCUCCCAGAAGUGACAUGGCUACAACCCAAACAAGAAGAGUUUUAAAGCGAUUGUUGCGAAACAUACAUCAGCAUGGGUGGACGGCGCUGCACGUGUCGGCACUGGAGGACCACGUGGAGAGCACGCGGCUGCUGCUGGCGGCGAAGAACGGUCGUCAGCGGCCGCGGCUGCUGGAGGCGCUCACCUCAGCCGGCCAGACGGCGCUGUUCGUGGCUGCGCAGGCGGGCAGCGCUGACUCGCUGCACCAGCUGCUCCACGUGGGCGCGCACGUCUCCGUCCGAGCCGCUGACAACCAGAGGACCCCGCUGCACGCCGCCGCCGCGCACGGCUUCACCGAGUGCGUGGACGCGCUGCUGAGCCGCGGCGCAGACCCGGACGCGCUGACGGCGCCCGCCGGCUCUUCGGCGCUGCACCUGUCGGCGCAGGCGGGCCACGCAGAGUGCGCGCGGCUGCUGGCCAGGCACGGCGCGCUGCUCGACCGCCGCGACGCCGCCGGCUUCUCGGCGCUCUACACGGCGGCGCAGCGCGGACACCACCAGGUCGUCGACGUGCUGCUGCGCCACGGCGCCCGCGCCUCGCUGCGCAACACCGCCGGCAACACCGCGCUCCACAUCGCCGCGCAGGAAGGCAACAUCAAGUGCGUGCAGCUGCUGGCGUCGGCGAAGGACGCGCCGCUGGAGGUGCAAAACGACCUGGGCUUCACGGCGCUCUACACGGCCGUGCAGGGGAGCCACGUGGGCGCGGUGCGCACGCUGCUGCAGGCGGGCGCCAAACCCGGGACCCCGGGGCCCGGCGGCUACACGCCGCUGCACGUCGCGGCAGAGGACGGCCACGUGCUCAUCGUGCAGCUGCUGCUGACCGCCGGCGCGGACCCCAAGCAGGUAACAGACACGGGGUGGACGGCGCUUCAUUCGGCAGCGCAGGAAGGCAAAGAGGGCGCGGCGCAGCGGCUGCUCUUCUCGAUGGGGUCCCACGUGAACGCCCAGGACGCCGACGGCUGCUCAGCGCUCCACGUGGCGGCCGCGUGGGGGCGCGCCGGCGUGCUGCGAGAGCUGUUGGCCGCGGGCGCUGACGUCGCGCUGCGCAUGGCGGACGGGCGGUCUGCGCGCGACCUGGCGCAGCAGACGGGACACUUCGCGUGCGCCAAGCUGCUCAGCAAGCACGAGAGGCGCAUGCGCAGGCGAGGCCUCGCCACGCUCAGUGCGACGCUCGGCGUCGACACCACAGACACGUGCGCCUGACGACGGCGGCGCCGACUGUCGCGGUUCUUCAGUUCAACCUGUGUCUGCUCUCGACCAAACUUCAACACACACGGAUUCCACUGCAAAGGUCGCUCUUAUUUCGAAUACCGCAUAUGAGGCACUAAAGGCGUUACAGUUGUGAAUUUUCAACUGUACAAAAAACCUAUAUUUUCGACACUUUACGAACAUCCGUGUCGCGUGACACGCACACACAUUCCAUUAAUUGAGGAACCCGAUGUGGCUCCACCUACUACAAAAGAUUUAGGGAAAGAAACACCACGAACAUCAACUGACAGUGAGAAAAGGGAUGGUGCUAAUUCAACAGUUUGCUUGUGGAUUCUAUCUUCGUCUUGUUGGAACAUAUCCCGACGUCUUCUCAUUCUUGGAGUGAACUGACAAUUGCUGAAUUUUUAACUGAAGCUGCAAUUACAUUGCCUCGACGGUUACUCCAUUUGAGACACUGACUUUCACUGAGCAACAGAAAUUAGCAUCAAUCACCGUCAUUUUGUAGUGUUGUAAGCAUGCUGAGCAUGAACUACCGGUUGAUCCUAAAAUGUGGUUCCUGUAAUUGCUAUGUGGUGCAUGUUCGAUGCAGAGAGCUGCCAUCUUCCUGAAAUUGCCUUACUUCGAAUAGUUAAAACAUUUUAGAAGUUCCUGAGACAUUUGUUGCUAUUCAUAAUCCAUUUUUUUUUAUUUCCGCCAGAAGCAUGUUCCCUGAUGAGUCCAUACGACUCAUUAAGUUACGAAAAAUGUGCAUUUGCAUAAGCGACAUCUCUCACAUUAACACUGUCCAUCUGUAAAAGAACGUCAAAAUUACAUAAAUUUCAUUUGUAUACAUGUUAUAUUUAUCUACCUCAUUAAUAAAUUGUUGCAGAAAUACCUACAAAUUUUAAAUUAAUUCCGUCGCUCUGCACACGGCCUCGCUCCAAGAUAAUGUUAUUCCAACUGAAUCGGAAAACAAACUGCACAGGAAGCUGUAUGUGUUUAUGAAACAACAAACAUCUUUGCGGCAAAGAUCUGUUACAGUAUUCAAAACAAGUGAACUAUUCUUCUGAAACUGUCAGUAGCAACUAUGCAAAACAACACAUCCCAUAUUCAGUUACUGCUAUUACGUGUGCGCAACCACAAAUGUCGGUAGAAAUAUAUAAUAAAGAAUAGUUUUGUAUGCUUUGGCUGCAAUAAAUAGAAUAUCGGUUAUUUUGUAGAA